AUGAGCUGGGGCGGCAGCGGCGAAGGGUGGAGUUGGGCUCCCUUCGUUGAAGGUCCCAGUACUUCCAGGCAGCAGAACCAGCCUCAAGGGCACUAUGGACUUACCUCUCCAAUUAGCUUGGCUCCUCCUAGUGAUAAAGACCACAUCCAUACUCAGAAGCUGAUUGAAGCAAUGAAGCCAUUUGGGGUGUUUGAAGAUCAAGAAGAACUCUAUCAUAGGACAACUGUUCUUGGUAAACUGAAUGACUUUGUCAGAGAAUGGAUUUCAGAGCUUGCUGAAAGCAAGAAUCUUCCCCCUUCAAUAACAGAACAAGUUGGUGGCAAAGUAUUUACAUUUGGCUCCUACAGACUUGGAGUACACACCAAAGGUUCAGACAUCGAUGCCCUUUGUGUUGCUCCCAGUCAUGUGGAAAGAUCAGAUUUUUUUCAGUCAUUCUUUGAAAAACUGAAGAAUCAAGAGGAAGUAAAAAACCUGAGAGCCAUUGAGGAUGCAUAUGUACCUGUUAUCAAAUUUGAAUUUGAUGGCAUUGAGAUUGAUCUCGUGUUUGCAAAGCUGUCUUUGCCAACAGUUUCUGAUGAUCUCGAUCUCAGGGAUGACUCGUGCCUCAAAAGCCUGGAUAUAAGAUGCAUACGGAGCCUAAAUGGCAGCAGAGUUACAGAUGAAAUACUGCGCCUGGUGCCCAAUCUGGAGAACUUUCGGCUCACUCUCCGUGCAAUUAAACUGUGGGCAAAACGGCGUGGUGUUUACUCCAACAUCAUGGGAUUUCUUGGUGGAGUCUCCUGGGCCAUGCUGGUAGCAAGAAUAUGUCAACUCUACCCAAAUGCUUUGGCAUCUACUCUCAUUAACAAGUUCUUCUUGAUUUUUUCAAAAUGGGAUUGGCCAAAGCCAGUAUUGCUGAAACGACUUGAAGAGAGCUUUCUUAAUUUACCAGUCUGGGACCCUAGGGUGAACCCAUCAGACCGGUACCAUGUAAUGCCCAUCAUCACCCCAGCCUAUCCACAGCAGAAUUCCACAUACAAUGUGUCUGUGUCUACACGAGCAGUCAUGGUAGAGGAGUUCCAACGUGGUCUUGAAAUUACAGAUGAGAUUCUCAAAGGAAAAUCAGACUGGUCAAAGCUCUUUGAACCACUGAACUUCUUUCAGAAAUACAAACAUUACAUUGUGCUGACUGCCAGUGCCUUUACAGAAGAGCAUCAUUUAAACUGGAUUGGCCUCGUCAAGUCUAAAAUUCGUGUGCUGGUUGGAAACUUGGAAAGAAAUGAGUUUAUAACUAUUGCACAUGUGCAGCCACAGUCUUUCCCUGGCAAUGAAGUUCUCUAUAAACAGAAUGGCUAUGUAUCAAUGUGGUUUCUUGGCCUCGUGUUUAAGAAAGCAGAAAGUGCAGUAAAGACUAACGUUGAUCUAACACAUGGGAUACAGUCAUUCACAGAUACAGUUUACAGGCAGGCCAGUGCCCUCAACAUCCUAAAGGAAGGCAUGAAGAUUGAGGCAACUUACGUGAAGAGAAAGCAACUCCAUUAUUUUUUGCCAGCAGGAACCUUACAGAAAAGAAAGAAGCAAAGGGUGUCAGAUAAUAGUCAAAAUAAUAGUGGACUUCAGUGCAAAAGGUCUUCUUUAGGUGAAAGCUGUUCGGAUGGUUCUAAAGACAGAGAUUCCAGAACACCCUCUAAUUCCUCUUCAUUAAAUAAGAUAUCUAAGUUGGACAUCUCUACAGCAGAGGCAGAAAGAAAUGUUGAAUGUCAGAGUUGUAGUGGUGCCAACAGUGUAGCUGAGCCAUCCACGUCUAAGGGACUUUGCAUUCCUGUGACUGACCCAAAAAUGGAGGCUACAGUUGCACUAAGAACAUCGGGACCUCCAAUUGGUUGCACCAUUCCAGGAUAUAACACAGUUUGUCAACUCAGAACGUGUUUUGUGCAAGGACAGCAUAAAUUAAGUGGGACUCUAAUCACGGAUCCUAAGAGUGCUUCAACCAAGCAGCAUUAUUCACCAACCUCUAAAGUAUCUCGUCCAACUACAUCAGGAGAGUGCCCCCAAAAAGCCAUAGAUGGAGAAAAGCUAAGCGUGUGGGACUCCGAUUUCACAGAAAGUGGAUACCCUCAAGAUGGGAGGAAAAGAGCUACAAAAAAUGGUGUCCUUGAUGGAAAAUCCAUGCAGAUUCCAGUGAUCACAUCAAGAUCACAGAGGCUUUCCAGUAAAGAACUGCCAGAUUCUUCAUCUCCUGUUCCAACAAAUAGCAUUCGUAUUAUUAAAAGAUCCAUCAAACUUACCCUUAAUGGGGUUUUAAGAAGAAUGUUCAGGGUUUUGAGAAGAACAUUCAGGAAGAAUUUAGGUUACUAGUUUCUCAGACUUGAUCCAUUGGUGAAUUGCACGUCUUAUCUUAAUGUGUCUUGACAUAUAAGGAUGUCAAGUGUGAUGUUAAGUGAUGUCAGUGUUGUCAGGAGUUUACCUGGAUACUGCAAAAGUUGGAUGCUACCCCGGGACUCUGCAGAUUAGAAUUCAGCUGUUUGUAAAUAAAGUUCAAACUU
Lonchura striata (white-rumped munia) is the source of this 2525-nucleotide messenger RNA. It is a transcript of the gene PAPOLG, whose product is annotated as poly(A) polymerase gamma. Lineage: Eukaryota; Metazoa; Chordata; Aves; Passeriformes; Estrildidae. The record is from RefSeq and is a predicted model, not a curated record. Gene Ontology annotation, cellular component: nucleus. Gene Ontology annotation, molecular function: RNA binding; poly(A) RNA polymerase activity. Gene Ontology annotation, biological process: RNA 3'-end processing.